CUGAUUCAGCAGAGCGUUUACGCUCUCGAGUCACUCCAGCGCUACCGACUGUCGGGAUGUGACCCCGGAACAGGACGCCUCCUUACACACAACACAGCUCUCAAAUAGAUCAGAAACGUCGAAAUCCUGGACCAGGAGAGCAGUGCGUCAGGAGCAGGGGGGAUGAACCGUGAGGAAGCCCCUGGCAAGUCUCCUGAGGAGAUGUACAUCCAGCAGAAGGUGCGGGUGCUGCUAAUGCUCAAGAAAAUGGGAUCAAAUCUGACGCCAAACGAGGAAGCAUUUCUGAGGAAUUAUGCAGGCGUGGUGCACAGCCAGAUGAGUCAGUUGCCACAGCACCCCAUUGACCAGGGAGCUGAGGAUGUGGUGAUGGCCUUCUCAAGAUCAGAGACCGAGGACAGGAGACAGUGACCUCUCGCCAUGCAAAGUCACUACAGCUGAAUACCACACAACACUGAUGGAGAGGGCGGAGCCUGAGAUGGGAGAGGGGCGGGGCUACUCAGCAUGCCGAUUGCCCCAUUCCCCUCCUCUUCCUAAAACUAACUGUUACACUAUCAGGGCCCUGCAUCCUCACUACCUGAUGAAUUACAGCAAAUGAGUCCCGAAAGAGUCCGUGGGUAAAUAUUAAAUUUGGGUUUUGUAGGAUUUGUUUUUGUUAUUUUUAGUUAGUGCCAUUUCUUUGUUAGUUCCCAUGAGAGACUGAAUGGACCAAGAUCUUAAUUUGUCUGGUCAAACCAAGAAAGAAUAUAAAGAGCCUUAUGGGUUAUGUUAUUUGAAACAACCUUGGUUUAAUCUUGUUCCUUAAUAAAUUUUUUUGUAGUUUCUUGUUUUUGUUGUCCACAGGGUCAAGUAGACUAUUUUUGUGUUUUAUUUUUAAGGUUUUUGUUUGUUUAUUAGUUGUUUAGUAAUUGUUUGCAUUGUAAUUUAAUCGAAACAUUAAUGUUGCUGUGGAGGCUAGAGAAUUAUGGAUGAGGCCCGUAUGCAAGCACACAGUCACAGAAUGAUUUACACAAAAGAUCUGAUGUAUCAUUAUCUCUUUUUUCAAUGUUUGGAUUCAUGUGAAAUUUCAUAGCCUUUUUUUUUUUUUUUUUUGUACAGAAAGUGAGAAAUAAUUAGAAAAGUGAAUGAGUCGUGCCAAUUGUGUUUUAUGUAAAAUAUUUCUUAAGGUAUCUAAUGAAUGUCUUAGGUCCUUAUUUAUUUUUCCAAUGUCUUAAAAUGUAGACAUAAACAUGAACUUACCCCCAGAUAAAAAAAAAUAAUUCUGUUUUUUAAUAUCAUGUUUUGAUACAAAUGAUUACUUUACAAACCAUAAAAACCUGAAAUUUCCAAACAGCCUCAGCCUUAAUAAUAAUUGUAAAAACAGAAUGUGCCAUACUCUGACAUGGGUAUGAGUCACCAUAUAUUUGACUGUCUAAUUCAGUGAUACAGUAGUGCUAGUGAAAGACAAUUUUUUUAGUUAUUCUAAUUGAAGUCAAUGCGGAAUACAAGCUUGUGGUAAUUAAGAGGACUCUAAACAGCCCUCUAACUUAAAGGGAUAGUACACCCAAAUUCAUUUACUUCCCCAUGUUGUUGUAAACCCUUAUCACUUCUGUGUAACACAAAAGGAGAUGUAAGCCAGAAUGUUAGCUUCAGUCAGAAUUCACAUUCGUUGCAUAUUCAAUACAAUGAAAGUGAAUGGUGAGUAAAUGACAGAAUCUAAAUUUUUGAGUGAAACAUCCCUUUAAUAAUUAAAAACCAAACUAUUUUUAUUUUUUACUUUUAAUAGUUCACUUACAUUUAUUUUUGGCCUCUGACCUUUUUGUAACAUCAUGUUGGGUAUUUAAUGUGUAUUCAUGUUUUGUUAACUUGCUUACAGAAUUAUUGUAUCUUUAGUGUUUUAAAAUGACGCAUGCCUGCUUGUGGUUUAAAUGGUGUUUGUUCAAGUAGCUCUGUAAUGGUCAUGAGAGCCAUGCUGCAUUAAACAUCAAUGUACACCUCUUUUUAAUCUGUGGAUUUAAGUCCUUUUGAACAUUUAUGAAAAUGGCUUUUAUAGUUCUUGCAAAUAUCCAAUCAGCAAUAAGUAUUUGAUUGAAUGUCUUCAUUGAGGCUACAUGUCCAACAGCCACAUUAUCUCAACAAUGAAAGGAAAGUGCAUCUGAUUACUUUUAACUGUUGUUUUAAAAUCAUUAUUUUGUCUAUGCAUUGUUUCUUAACUUUCAGAAGCAUACAGAUGUGUCUUACUGCAAUCAUGUCAUGUUGAGUUUGCAGCCUUUUAGCCUUUGAUUCAUAUGAAUGUAAUUGUUUUUGCAUUAUCGUUUAAUUCAUUGACAUCAUGGCAUGUUGUCCCUAAUCCCUUGAGCUGUAAAACUAUUUAAUGUGAAUUGCUUUUUUAUUAUUAUUAUUGUUUUAAAAUUCAAUUGAAUAGUUGUUUUAUGCCGUAUGGUUGUUGACUACGUCCCUUGACUUAAAUGCGUCCAAAAUCUAUACCAACUGAACCAUUAAAGGAGUUUAAAACUG
Molecule: messenger RNA, 2493 nt
Organism: Myxocyprinus asiaticus (Chinese sucker)
Lineage: Eukaryota; Metazoa; Chordata; Actinopteri; Cypriniformes; Catostomidae
Product: beta-catenin-interacting protein 1
Exons: 4
Coding region: 163-408 (81 amino acids)
Biological process (GO): negative regulation of Wnt signaling pathway
Cellular component (GO): nucleus; beta-catenin destruction complex; cytosol
Molecular function (GO): beta-catenin binding
Source: RefSeq, a predicted model, not a curated record